AUUAAUUUUAAUUUUUGUGUUCUGUUUUUAUUUUCCCUUUUUUUUUUGGUUUUUUGUCUUCUUCUGAUUUUCUGAGGGGUUGAAUUGCCUUAUAUCUCGUAAAGCAUUUGGCUUUCAUAAUGGAAGGUCGUGUUAUUAGUGUGCUCAUGCUUUGACUUGUUACUUUUUUUUUUUGUCUUCUGCUGGUUUUAAUCUGUCGCACUUUUAUUUUGUUCGUUGUUCUUCUGAAAUUCGGGUUUGAGAAUUUUGGAAGUUUUGUUGGGUUUAAUAGGCUUUGUAUGUAGUUUCUAAUUAAUGCUUCUUUCAAUUGUUUGGCUCAGCUUAGAAACUGCCUUAAACACUUUCAAUUAUUUGCUUUGUUAUUUAUGACAUUGGUCAGUGUUCUCCAAUGCAAUUUUGGUAUUCAUUAGAUUUGCCAAAAUAUUUGUCUAACUCGUACACAGUCCCUCUGAUAUUCAAUUAAGCUUAUGGGAUUCACUUCCAAGUUGAAGUUUUGAAAAUGGCCACCUAUAUUUGCUUGCAGUGAUACUCGACUUAGUUAUGUAACUUUUACAUAUACUCCACUGCUCUGUUAAUUUGGCAUUUACAAGUGGUAGAUUUUUAUAUAAAUUGUUUUCACUAGAGUUCAGUAUUGAGGUUUUUAUUUGUUCACGUUCGUGUUUUAUGUGAUCUGGGAUACUAUUGAAUUCAUUUGUCUAGUACAUAAUGUAUGAAACUUGUGGAUUUUUUAUUGUUCCUGUUAUUGUGACUGCUUCAGGUGAAAAAGAAAAUGUGAUUGCUUAUGUUCAUUCUGGUUAGUGCUGUUUACUCCUUAGCUCUUGCACGUAUGCAGUCUUCAAGAGGUUGCUGCUGCUAACCAUAUACACCUAGAGACAACAUUUAAGAAUGAUAUGAUACCUAUUUUCUGUCAUUGUGAGUGUGUUUGUGUGCGUGUGAGAGAGAGUGUGACUAAAGUUUGUAUCCACAAGUCCUUUCUGGAUACAUUGAGUAAAGUUUGUUACCAGUUCUGUUUUGUCUGAUACAUAGACAAUGCUGGUGCUUUGUGUUUUUUAUUUUUAUUUUGUUUUUAUUUUGUUGUGAAUGUUGGUUUGUUCUAUGUAAAAGUGACCUCCCAACACUAAAAGAAGACCCACCAGCUCAAAAUUUGAGACUCAAUGGGUACCGAAUUGGAAACAAUUGAGCCAAGGAUGACAUCUAUGUUUACCCAGCUCCAAUCUGAGUGUGGCAUCCUACAUAGAAUCGUAUACAAGAACAAGAAUCAGCACCGGCAUUGUUCCUACUUCCAGCAUCUUUUAAAGGUGAGGAGGGAUUUAAGGCUUCUGCAGUUGGCAAACUUGGAGGAGCUUGUAACAUCAUGUUUCCAUGUUAUCAAAGGUGAUAGACCAAAACAGAAUGUUCAUCUUUUAGAGAGCUUAAAAAGGAGAAAAUGCAAUAAUGAAAAGCAUAAUUUUAUGGAGCAUCUUUUAGGAGCUGCACGCCUACUAGCAGAGAUGGUUGAACCAAUACUGAAGGCUGCAACUGAGGUAUCUGUAUUGUUUGCUCGGACUUUUUUCAUGGGAUUAUCUCUAACAAUUAUGGCUUUGCUUGCGCGUCUUAGACUUUUGGUCCAACAAAUAUUACUUGAUGUUGUUUCACUGUUCAACAUGGUUUCUUCCCUCUCUGAAAAGAAGCAAUCAAUAAAAAUAACUCAUAUGGGAAUUGAGGUUUUCAGACAGUUAUACCCAGUUAGUGAUGAUUUUAUUUUAUUAGAGUGUAUCUGGAAAUCAGAUAAGUUUAUAUUACUUGAGAGAAAGCGUAAGAGGGAGAUUGAAAGUCAAGGUGAGGACUCUGGUUGAAAAGUCUCUGUCCAAGCAUGAGAUGUCAACUACAAUAAUAUUAAGUCUUUUGUUGAGGUGUGUAGUUAGGGUUUGAGAACUUGAACACUCCCAUGAAGUGCUUGGGAGUGAAGUGUCGGCUACUUAUCAUCCCUAGCUGUCUGCAAUUCUUUUUCUUCCAGGAGGAGGACAUUUAAUUCUUGAAGUGGAGAUCAAACUGAGAAGUUUGGAAGCUAUCCUUUUCUUCCUUAGUUCAGAACACUGUUAUAUAUUUCUAUAGAUUUGAAUAAACGUGAUGGU
Molecule: messenger RNA, 2114 nt
Organism: Gastrolobium bilobum
Lineage: Eukaryota; Viridiplantae; Streptophyta; Magnoliopsida; Fabales; Fabaceae
Exons: 10
Coding region: 1155-1835 (226 amino acids)
Source: RefSeq, a predicted model, not a curated record